UUCAUGACUCCCGAGACGUUUCAGUUCAGUCAUUCAUCAUCAGGGUCGUUUAAUCUCCAUUUUUUCACCAUUAACUUGGAUCAUUUUCAUUCUGCUGAGAAAAUUCAGUAAAAAGUAGUGCACGCAUGGGACAGACAGGUAAAUAUGUAGGUGGAGAAGGUCAAAAUAAGGAUUUUUUUAAAUAAGUGGUGGUGGUGGUGCUAAAUUUUAAAAUAUAGUCAAAGUUUCCGUGGAAAUGAUCAGAAAAUUGGUGGUGACAUGAGAGGAAUUCGAUACCGGAAAAGGGUCGACGGGGUGGCGUCCUGUCUAUUUUUCUAUUUUGUGAUUCAUCUUGUUACUCUUUUCGUGAUGGGGGCGGACAACGUGUCAGUGUCAAGUUCGGGUAAAAAAUCGAGAACAUUUUCCGACUUGUUAAACAUCGUGGGGGGUUUGGGGGGCGGUGGAGGGAAACCGGAAGAUAAGACAUUUUUUGGGGAGGACGCCGAUGGAAAUGAGAUCUUGGUAGGGACCUGGUUUCAAUAUGGGUCCUACACCCUAGCCACGGCCAUGUUUGGGACGGGAUUUUUGGUCGCGUGUGCCGCCACGGCGGUUUAUUAUGUACUUUUUGUCGUCACGGAUCCGAGGCAGAGUGGGUUGACGAAGAGUAAAAGGAGCUUGUCCUCAACGACUUCAGCAGUUGAUCGGAUUGGUAAACUAUUUACCACGGUGGAUCUAGCGUUUGACCUGUAUGACAGGUUUGACUGGAGUAGUGACGAAUGUCGGAGGAGGAUGUGGUGUCAUUUUAAUGGGGGAAAUAGUGACGAAAAGAGGACCUUUAUGCCAGACUGGGUUAAGAAGAGUAAUUAUUGGAAUCUUCUAAAAGUGGUCAGUUUAGAUGACGCGACGAAUUUGGACUGCUCCGAAGAUACUGAUGACGUCUGUACAUUUCCAUUUGACGAGUUUGGGAAUAAAGUUAAAUCGUUGUAUGAUUAAUUAAUUAAUUUUAAUUUUUGUAUGUAUUGCUCAACUUGAAUAGCGUUUUGAAUAAAUAAAGAUGCCAAGUAUCAUUAUAGAUUUA
This is a messenger RNA of Folsomia candida, 1057 nucleotides long. RefSeq lists its product as uncharacterized. Bases 259 to 972 code for a protein of 237 amino acids. The record is from RefSeq and is a predicted model, not a curated record. The transcript has 3 exons. NCBI's taxonomy places the organism in Eukaryota, Metazoa, Arthropoda, Collembola, Entomobryomorpha, Isotomidae.